GCGCACAGAAUUAUGACAGGGCAAGCAGACAGCUGCAAUGUUUCCUUUUGUCAAAAAUUAACCAAUUUCAUCGACCAAUUAAUUUCAUUUUUUCACAAUCAAUUUGUUAUUUUUUCCCUAACUUAUCAGUUCAUGCAUUCGAAUCCAAUUUGUGACAACCGGAGUGUGUGUGGAAAUUUUCAUAGCUAGUGCGCCAGUGUGAUUUUAAUUAGAAAAUUAUGAAAAUUGUCGGUGAUUGUUAUGAUAAUUGAUGCGUUAAAUUGAGUUUUGUGAAGUUAGUGAGAGAACGAUGGUGAAUUGUUGGCUUUAAAAAAACUAAUCAGGUUUAUGGCUGCAUCCAUCGAAUCGCCACUGAAAUCAAUGUAAUCUCGUUGCAAAACAAUUCUUUUCUUUUUCGCUUUUUACCGAUUGAGAAUAUUGUGACCGAACCGCCGGACUGGAAAUUUACAGAUCAAUGAAAAAAUCAACUUCUCUACGUCUGCAAUGAAUUCUGGAAACAUGCCUGCAUCUCAGUCAAUGCCAACUUCAAUGGGACAGUCAACACAGUCAAAUAAUGGGUGCUAUGGAGGCAAUGACAUACAGAAGCCGAAUCGAAUAUGCCGAGAUUUUGUGCAAGGAUAUUGUCGGCGCAAAUACUGUCGAUAUCCGCAUGUGGUGUCUUCCGAUUUGGUAGUGUUUUGCCAUGACUUUCAAAAUUCGAGAUGUCCGAGGAUCAAUUGCAAAUUCUUGCAUUACACACUCGAAGAGGAGGAGUACUACAGAAAGUACAACAAAUUUCCAGUCAAUGUUGCCGAAAUGCAAUACGAUCGCUCGUCACCGUCGGCAAUAUUUUGCGCGGAGAUGCUAAACACCGGACACUGUCGGCAUCGUGAUUGUCAGUAUCACUCUGAAAAUCAUCCACCUGCUCCGCCUCCAUCCCAACCGAACCAGAAUUGCACCGCACCAUCGAUGCGUCGCAUUGAAUUCGAUCAAAAAUGGACAGAACGAUCAAUGAUGAUACGGGACAACUAUAAUCAGACGUGCGACAUGCAGCGACCGAGUGCCGAUUAUAUGUCGCAAAAUCCGUCACAGCAACACCAUUCGCAGCAAUUAGUCGAUGAUUUCGGGGCUAUGAAACGUAGUGCGUCAUCCGAACGGUAUGAACCGUUCAAGCGUUUCCGCAGCGACACAGAUAACAUCAAUUCCUCGCCCGACAUUAUCGGCAUACUACGUAGAUUUGAGGAAGAAAUAUCUCAACUGCGGAGACGUGUCGAAGCAAACGAAGUGAAAAUUGCCGAACUGCGAGCAUCUAACGACUAUUUGAUGUCUCAAAACGCACAGCUACGAUUGUCCAAUGCCCAGCAAUGUUCGGCGGUUGUUAACCCUGUAACAGUAACGACAUCUCAACCACAGGCAACUCAAGUUAUAAACGCCGUAUCCAUAGCUCCAGUUCAAACAGUUCAAAUGCAGGCUACGCCCAUUGUCAGUAUGUCCGGUCAGACUCAAAUCAUCGCCAGUAGCUCAUGUACACCGUUGGCAAUUGCUGCAACAUCGCAAGGUCAGCAAUUGGCACAGUUAGCUCAACAAGGAAUGAGUACCCUCAGUACAACGUCUCAAGCAAUGAAUGCGUCACAAAUUCUUGGAACAUCUCAAAUAACGUUAACGCCCACACUGGCCACAGCACCGUCAAUGGGGCUGGCGAUAAAUACCUCACAAGCAUUGGCCAUGUCAAAUGCAACGCAGCCGAUUAUAUCCUAUCCGGUGAUGACCCACAGCAUUUUGCCGCAUUAGCUUAAAGUGUUUGGCAAGAAUUACCAUCUGCUGGUCUCAACGUAUAAAUGGAACGGCAUUAAAGCCUGUUUGGAGUGAUUUUUUUUUGUCGCCGUUCGUUUGAGGAUAAAGUUUGUUAGAUAUAUUAUGUGCGGAUCGCUCCCUUCUAUUUAUUAUACAGUAACUACGCCGACUAUUAGCGA
This is a messenger RNA of Bradysia coprophila, 1952 nucleotides long. RefSeq lists its product as uncharacterized. Gene Ontology annotation, molecular function: RNA binding; metal ion binding. The record is from RefSeq and is a predicted model, not a curated record. Lineage: Eukaryota; Metazoa; Arthropoda; Insecta; Diptera; Sciaridae. Gene Ontology annotation, biological process: regulation of RNA splicing.